Cotesia glomerata is the source of this 12612-nucleotide messenger RNA. It is a transcript of the gene zfh2, whose product is annotated as zinc finger homeobox protein 3. Gene Ontology annotation, biological process: regulation of transcription by RNA polymerase II. The record is from RefSeq and is a predicted model, not a curated record. Gene Ontology annotation, cellular component: nucleus. The transcript is spliced from 7 exons. Lineage: Eukaryota; Metazoa; Arthropoda; Insecta; Hymenoptera; Braconidae. Bases 1416 to 10697 code for a protein of 3093 amino acids. Gene Ontology annotation, molecular function: zinc ion binding; RNA polymerase II cis-regulatory region sequence-specific DNA binding; DNA-binding transcription factor activity, RNA polymerase II-specific.
CUUUGGACGCUGGACGAGGCGCACGCUCCAUAAGAACCAACUGUACCACGCGGUUUUCACGCGUUACCAAUAUAACUGCAAAAGUUUUACGUGUGUGUCUAUGUGUGCGUAUUCACAGAGACAUAUGUGAAGAUCACAAAAGCCGGACGAAAUGUGAGUGACUGAAAAGCGGCAAGCCGGUAUAAUACUAAAUACUCUAUACUCCUGCGUGUUGUAUCCGUAAUUCUCCAGACACCGUUCAUCGUCGAUCGUUGAUCGUUUUUGAAUGAAUCAACGGUGAUGAAUUAACGGGAAGUCUUUUGAGGAAAACAUAAAUUAUUGAUCUGUUUAAUAAUUUAAAUUUCAUUUCAUUAUUCGUCCCAAGUGAUCCAAUCCGUCUUUAUCAUCUUCAUCUUCUUUAUUUUUGGUGUGAAUUCUCCAGCUCUGUAACGGUUUCACUUACACUGGCUGUUACAAUUGUAAGUAGACUGUAAACUGUAUGCAGCCUAACGAAUAAAAGGUGACGACAUGUAUUAGGAAGGAAGUGGUUCACCAAGAGGAUGAUAUGAAAGCAAUAACGGAGCGCUGCUAAAUUCAAAACAGAAAACAGAAAACGGAGAUGAGAAUUAUUUAAAUGCCGGUAUUGAAUGAUUUUAUUGGUAAUAAUGAUAAUGAAAAUGAUCAAUUGAAACUCUGAGAUCGACAACAAGUCCUUGAUAAAUCGUCUGUUGCUAAGCAUGCUGGUGAAUUCCUUUGCUUGAAUGAGACAAACUUUUGGACGGCUGACGUGUGGGAAAUCAGGGUAACUGCUGAUGUUGGUCGACCCGAUGCUGGUACUCAUCAACAUCAACCGGUGUCUGGUGAAGUCGAGUGGAAGCGGGGAUUUAUAACCACCACGGGAUGGAAAAUGAUGCACCGAUUGUGGAUUUAAGGAGAUUGCUUUAUUAAACGGAGAUAGUGAUGGUUUUUAGAUAAGCAGAGCUUUGGAAUUUUAUUGGAGAAGAGGAAGUGGUUAGGCCGACAGACACGUGGUGGCAAUUUUUGUUUUUAGUUCGGAACUGGUUGAUUAGUGGGCUUCAAGCUUUGUGGAGUGAUCGUUUUUAAUGUGCUAAUUAGGCAGUGGGUUAUUUUUGGAGAUAUGGUUUUUAAAUUCGAGGACGUGAGGGUGUCGAAGGACCGUAGAUGUGUUUUGCAGUAUCCUCCACUGUGUUAAUUUCUAUGCUGUCAAAUUUUAUCGGCACGACCUGGGGUUGCGACGGGGUAGCUCAUAAAUCUACCUUGGUCACCGAAGAAAAACCAGGACAAUCAUCAACUUCAUCUCCUACACUAGAAGACUCAUCAUCAUCAAAAAUUUUGUACUCUCUGGCUGUUGAACUAAACGCAGCCGAAUGCGCGGUUGGUGAUGUGAGGCUGGAGUUCGCCUCACGCCUGGGGUGAUGCCCUCCAGUGAGCCCCAUCCCCCUCAGUACCACCUGCCGCACCACACGAUUCCGCCGUCCCUCCAGCACACGUCAACCUCCUCAGUUCUCGAGCAGCACCAGCAGCUCUACCAGCAACUAGUGGCGGCCCACCACCAGAGCCACCAAGCCCAACAGAGUUCUCAAAAUCAGCAACACGGCGUUACUUUUCAAAAUUCCGCGUUCCCGCACCCGAAACAGGAGAUGAGCCCGGAGGAGGAGGGCGGCCGAGGCGCCGGGUCCCCUCCGGCGGCCGGGGCUGCGCUUCAGCAACCCCACCACCCGCGAACAGCCAGUCCGCCUUCCGGAACCGAGCCCUGCACUCGGGACGCGAUUCCUACCCCCACACCCACCGCAGACACCACCAACUCUACCUCGGCGGUACAACUAACUGGAACUGGGACCGCCGGGUCCACCAUGACACUCCAGUCGCAGUCGCAGGGGCCGAGUCCGAGCCCCAGCCCCACCGGCGGUGACGUCGAGAAGUUCGACGGGAAGAUCGUCUACAAUCCAGACGGCUCCGCUUACAUUAUCGAGGGCGAGAGCGACCUCAGCGAGGACGAGCCAUCACUUCCUGACGGCUGUAUCGUUGACGGCCGGGGGAUUUCCGUCUCCCACUCCCUUGUCUUUCCGCAAAUCGCGAGCGCCUUCUACGUCUCGAGGCUGUACGCCCACCAGGCCUACCAGCAGCAGCAGCAACAGCAGCAACAAAGGACCCAGUCCUCGCACAAUCCUGACCUCCCGGUGAUGCACAGUUACCGAGUAAUCAGCUACAGAAGCGCGGAAGGGACCAAGCAGACGAUACAGACGCCAGCCCCGCCUCCACCCUCAACUUCGGUUCCAGUAAAGCCGAUCCUGAUGUGCUUCAUCUGUAAACUAAGCUUCGGAUACGCCAAAAGCUUCGUCGCUCACGCUCAGGGCGAGCACCAGUUGACGAUGACUGAUGACGAAAGGCAGGUGCUCUCCCAUGCCACCACUUCCGCGAUUAUCCAAGCAGUGGGACGAGGCAAGCAGCCGGUGGUGAGCUUUCUUGAACCGGUCACCAGCGCCCAGACCUCCGCAGUGACCUCCUCUUCGCAAACCGCGCCGAGAAUCAGCGCCAUUGGAAGCAACAGCACCACCACCACCAUCACCAGCAACAAUGAUAACAUCGAACACGAAACGCAGACGACGACGAGCACACCUGCAAGCACACCAGGCAUCCCCAGCAGUCCCCAGGCCCAGCAAAGGCCGUCUCCCAGCACCCCAACGACUCCCACGUCGCACUCUUCGCUGAACUUCAACCACCAGCAGUCCCACACGUGGACUGGAGGUCAGGUCAGCGCAGCUUCCUGGGCGAAAGCUCCUGAUGCAAUGCACUAUACUUCUCCGCCUCCGCCGCCACCUUCUUCGACCAAAGGCUCGCCGUCCUCUUACGCCGCGUUGACUCAGCAGCCGCCGAACUUCUUAACUGGUACGACGAUCGGUGUCUGUCCUGAGCAUAUGCAGGGCAGGCCAAGUGGUGUCGAGUGUCCCAAGUGCGAGCUUAUCUUGGCGAGCAGCAGGCUUGCAGGUCCAGGUGGUCCUCUUGCGGGUAUCCACAGCAGAAACUCCUGCAAGACUCUCAAGUGUCCCAAGUGCAAUUGGCACUACAAGUACCAAGAGACUCUUGAGAUACAUAUGAAGGAGAAGCAUCCUGAAAGCGAGACUUCCUGCAUCUACUGCAUCGCCGGUCAGCCUCACCCCAGGUUAGCUCGCGGAGAAACUUACACUUGUGGGUACAAGCCCUACAGGUGCGAAGUUUGCAAUUAUUCCACUACUACCAAGGGGAAUCUAAGCAUUCAUAUGCAGAGCGACAAGCAUCUUAAUAAUAUGCAGGAGUUACAGCAGGGAGGCGGAGCUGUUGCAGCCGCUGCAGCCACUAGCAAUCCUUCCUCGUCUCAGGAGGCGCCGAUGCCCACGCGGAGUCCGCACCAUCAGAACCACAGUCCCCAUUUGAGCGGGCCUGCUGCCACUCAAGGCAAGCCCAAGCCGACUUUCAGGUGCGACGUCUGUAAUUAUGAGACUAAUGUCGCCAGGAAUCUCAGGAUACACAUGACCAGUGAGAAACACACGCACAAUAUGUUGGUGUUGCAGCAGAAUGUCAAGCACAUGCAGACUCUCUCUGCGCUUCAGUCUCAUCAUCAGCAGCAGCAGCAGCAACAGCAGCACCAUCAGCAGCAGCAGCAACAACAGCAGCAGCAACAGCAGCAGCAGCAAUUGGAGCAGUUACUGCAUUUAGGAGGGCUUGAUAAGCCCCAACAUGCUGAAGCUGCGCUUGCAGACAUGGCCUACAAUCAGGCGCUGCUGAUCCAGAUGAUGACUGGAGGACAACUGCCCCCUCAGCUCCCUCCCGAGCUUAUAGGAGGUAUGGCCAACAUGUCCGCGAUAGGGAACCUGGGAGGCGAUGUUGGAUUGUCUCCUGAGAGCAUGGAACCUCCUCCAGAGACUGCUGACCCGGAUCCUGCCCAACUUUAUCAGUGCUGUGUCUGCAAUAACUUCAGCAGUGACUCCCUGGAGGCUCUGGGGCACCAUCUGGCGGUUGAUAGGACCAGGACCAGGGAGGGGGAGAUUCUGGCUUUAGUGUCCGGAAACUUUGUGUGCAAGCUCUGUAAUUACAAGACUAACUUGAAGGCGAACUUCCAACUGCACUGCAAGACGGAUAAGCAUCUUCAGCGGCUGCAGCAUGUUAAUCAUGUCAAGGAGGGCGGGAUCAGGAACGAGUGGAAGUUGAAGUACUUGGCCUCUCCCACCAGCACGGCACAGUUGAGGUGUCAUGCUUGUGAUUAUUAUACUAACAGUGCGCAUAAGUUGGCUCUUCAUGCUUCCUCGCCGAGACAUGAAGCCGCCGCGUUGCUGCUCAGACACCUUGUUGAAGCCAGCUCUGGGGUUCAGUCGGUCGGCAAGAUCUACCACUGCGCCUUGUGCGGGUUCAACGCGAGACAUAGACUGCAUUUACUCCAACAUGUCAGGUCUUUUAAGCACUUGCAUAUGGAGCAGCUUCAUCAGAUGCACAGGAGGAAUACUAUUCAGAGCAACGAUCCCCCGCAUACUGAUAUUGGGGAUGUUUUUCAAGUUGUUGCUGAUCCUGAUGCACCUGCCAACCAGCAAACUAGUCCAACUACUCCUACUACACCGAAUCCCAGCAUUAAUCAUGAACGCCAAGAAGGCAGUGAGUGCGACAGCGAAGUAAAGCAAGAGCCAGACAACGACCAUGACCCGGACCAAGAUCCUGAGAACGAACCGGAGGAGGUGGUGUGUCCUCUGUGCACCUACCAACCGACCUCGAAAGAAGAGUUGAAGCAGCACUUGCAAAUAGCGCAUACGCAAGACCCGGACGAAAAAAUGGAAGUGAAAGAGGAACCCAGCCAAGACUUUAUCUGUCCUCUGUGCCAGGACGGCUUCAAAGACCGGCCAGCUUUGGAGAAGCACGUGAUGCAAAUCCAUUCGGUAAACACCGACGGACUUGCACGACUGCUCCUGCUAGUAGACCAGAGCCACUGGCUGAACAACAACCCAAGAAACACAUCAACCCCCGCAAUACCUCCCACAUCUCCAUCAACCACCAAGCAGAACGUUCCAUCCGAGGAAGAGAACGACCGAGCUCCAGAAGAAGUCGACGAGCUGACCCGCUGCAGCAUUUGCGGACGCUUGUGUCGUUCCUUGGAAGAACUGCAGCAGCACCACCGAGAAUCUCACCCGGCUGCCACACCAGCUUUGGCAGUCAGCGAGAAACACGUCUACAAAUACCGCUGCGGACAAUGCAGCCUGGCGUUCAAAACCCUGGACAAGUUGCAGCAGCACGCUCAGUACCACGCGAUCAGAGACUCGACCAAGUGCGCCCUCUGCGGCCGUUCCUUUCGUUCCAUUCAAGCUCUGCAGAAGCACAUUGAAGCAGCUCACGGGGAUUUGCAAGAAGACGCGAUCAACCAGUACAAACAAAGUCUUCUGCAAGCUCACCCUCUUCUUCAAGCCAUCACCGAGGAAGCCCUCAGACGUCAGGUCAGUCUAGCAGAAGAGCAAAACGCUGAAGAAGAAACUCGCGGUAGUGUCAGCGGAGUCGGAAAUGCCAGCGCUACCGGCGGAGAUGAAGACGAGAGCGACGCCAGCGACUCGUCCUCCAUGCACAAAGACCAGAGACUCAUGGAGGACUACUUGAACAGCCAAGCGAUGGCUGAAGAUUCCUACCAAUCGAACGACGCUGGUCGCAAAUUCAAGUGCCAUCGUUGCAAAGUAGCCUUUACUAGACAAAGCUACCUCACUGGACACAACAAGACUCUUCUUCAUCGCAAAGGCGAGAAGAUGACCUACCCAAUGGAGAAGUACCUCGACCCCAACAGACCCUACAAGUGUGACGUCUGCAAGGAAAGCUUCACGCAGAAGAAUAUCUUGCUGGUUCACUACAACAGUGUCAGCCACUUGCAUAAAUUGAAGCGCGCUGUUCAAGAACAGGGUAAUAAUAACACGAUAUCAGUUCCUCCAUCGAGUCCCACUGAUACGCCAGAUUCUCAGGUUGAUCAGGAUAAAAAACCCUAUAAGUGUAAUAUUUGCAAGGUUUCGUAUACCCAAAGCAGUACUUUGGACAUUCACAUGCGAAGUGUGCUGCAUCAAACCCGAACCAGCAAGAUUCCUGAUCUUGCUGCUAGUGGGCAGCUAGAUUUAGCGAGGCCUUUGAUUGAACAGCCGACUUUGAGUCCCGAAAGUCCGCCUUAUAGUGCGAAUAACAAUUCUGGGAGUAAUAAUAGUAAUGUUAUUUCUUGUGGAAGGUGUAAUGCUUCGUUUGUGAAUCAGGAACAAUUGGUGACACAUCAGCAGCUUUAUUGUAUGUUCAGUAGUCCUUUAGCGUUGUUCCAACAAUUGGCGGCGACUCAGCAAUUGGCUGAGAAUGCGCAAAAUACCGCGGGGCAGCAAAUUGCGCAGCAGGUCACUCAGCAGCAGCAUCAGAAUCAGGCUCAGGAUAUUCUUUCGCAGCCUAGGCACAAGACUUCGCAGAUGUACAAGCAUUUGUUGGAGAGUUUUGGGUUUGAUUUGGUGAUGCAGUUCAAUGAGAAUCAUCAGAGAAGGCAGAGGAAAGAGGAGGAGGCUGCUGCUGCGCUUCAGGCUCAGCAGGAGCAGCAGAAACAGGAGCAGCAGAAGCAGGCACUUGCUGCCCAGCAACAGAUGCAGCAAGCUAGUGCUCAGGAAAGGGAUGAAGAUGAAGAUGGUGAAGAAGAAGCGAUUCCUGAACUGACUCGCAGCACUUGUCAGCAUUGCAAUAAAGAGUUUAGUAGUGUUUGGGUGCUGAAGGCACAUUGUGAAGAAGUUCAUAGAGAUCUGGUGCCUAGAGAGUUUCUGGAGAAGUACGCGCAGCAGUUCAAGUGUGAAUAUGAGAAAAAGAGCGUUGUUGUGACUGCUGCGACGUCCUCGUCGACGAACACCGCGCCUAGAAGUUCAACACCUGCCAAUGCGAACAAUCAGGGCCAGCAAUUGCCCCAGGAUUUGAGUUCUGAUAGAGAAAAGGACAAGAAGGACAAAGAGAGGGAGAAAGAUAAGGAUAAGGAGGAUAGGGAGAAGGACAAGGAGGAGAAAGAAAGAGGUAGAGGAACUCCUGAAGCUUCGUCUACGACUCCAGCGACUACACCUGCGCUGUCUAACACUCCGGUUUCUAGUACUGAUUCAACGGGACAGGCCAAUGCGCACCAUGGAGUUCAGCAGCAUCCUCAGUUACAAUUGUCUCAGCAACAGCUCAAUGAUAUGCAAGCUGCAGCGUUUAUGGCUGCUUCUCAACUUCAACAUUUACAACAGUAUCCACAAUUGAUGAUGGGCAUGAUGGGAUUGCCGUUUAAUUUGGCAGCGAUGAAUUUACAACCACCGUUAGUACCCAUGAUGCUUCCUCCACCGCCGUAUGAUGGCGCUGCGCCGCCAUAUCCCGCGAUUAAUCCACAAGCUGAUAUUCUUGCCAAGCAACAUUUACUUCAGCAGCAGCAACAACAAGCUGCGGCAAACGCAGCAUCUCAAAAGCGCGCCCGAACCCGGAUAACCGACGACCAACUGAAGAUCCUCCGAGCUCACUUCGACAUAAACAACUCCCCCGGUGAAGAGCAAAUAAUGGAGAUGGCUGCUCAGAGUGGGCUUUUACCAAAAGUAAUCAAGCACUGGUUCCGUAACACGCUCUUCAAAGAGCGCCAGCGUAACAAAGACAGCCCCUACAACUUCAACAACCCGCCAUGUACAACCUUAAACCUAGAAGAGUACGAAAAAACCGGCGAAGCCAAAGUAACACCCUUGAACUCAAGCGGAAACUCCGGAGCGAGUUCCUCUGACGACAAAAGCCCGAACAAGCAAUCAGCAUCACCACCAGCGAUCUCUAUUCCGUCUACCGCAACGUCAACUGCAAUCUCAACAGCGCCUAUCACCGAGAUAAAGCAGGAGCCGAUCAGCGAGCCGAUGCUCAGCCACCAACUGCACCAACAAUUGCAGGCUCAACAGUUAGACGAAUCCCAUCAUUCUCCAGGGAGUUCCGGAGACCAGCAGUCAAGGCCUCACUCUCCAGCGCUCAGCAUGAGCUCAGUGUUCUCUGGUCUCCACCACGACCUGUCCUCACACAUGCCUUCGACAACCAGCGCCCCAAUGCUCCCGCCAAAGUUAACGCCGCAGAAUUUCGCAAGCCCAAACUCCGGGCUCGCCGGAACGAUUCCGACCUCGAUGUCCGGCGCCCUUUCUCUGACACCUCAGCGAUCGAUCAGUCCCGGGCGUAAUCCCACGGAUUUUUCCUUCAGCGGCAACAGCAACGGCAGCAACUCCUCAAGCAGUUCUGGAAAAAGAGCAAACCGAACUAGGUUCACAGAUUACCAGAUAAAAGUCCUCCAGGAGUUCUUUGAGAACAACGCCUACCCAAAGGACGACGACCUGGAGUACCUAAGCAAGCUCCUGGGUCUUAGUCCCCGAGUGAUCGUCGUUUGGUUCCAAAACGCCCGACAGAAGGCCCGCAAGGUCUACGAAAAUCAACCAGCGGCCGAACCAGUCACUCCAGGAGGAAACCGCGAGGUCGAUGACGGUUCCGGGAGGUUCCAACGCACUCCCGGACUCAAUUAUCAGUGCAAAAAGUGUCUGCUAGUGUUCCAACGAUACUAUGAACUGAUCCGUCAUCAAAAGACCCACUGCUUCAAAGAGGAGGAUGCUAAAAGAAGUGCCCAGGCUCAAGCAGCCGCUGCUCAAGUUGCCGCUGUUCUAAGUUCCGAAGACAGUAAUAGCAGUUCGACCACGACGACAAACGCCGUGCCAAACAACCCAUCUAACGUUCCAAUUCUCACCGACCAGCUUCAACAGCCUCUGAACACUCCCACCCCGCCGCAUCUGCAGCCGACUCCCUCAGUUCAAAGUCCGCAGAGUCAGCAACAGCAGAAUCAAAACCAAAACCAAAACCAGCAGCCAAACCCCCAAGUAGAAGUUAAAGAGGAAAAUUUUCAGUGCGACAAGUGUAAUUUGAUGUUCAGUCGGUUUGAACUUUGGCGCGAGCACCAGUUGGUACAUAUCAUGAACCCAUCGCUUUUUCCGGCCUCUUACGCGCCUGACUCAGCUUUUGGGAUUCUUCAACAGCAAGCUCUGAACGCCACCUCUGGCUCUGAUCUACAGCAGCAUCCUCUGUUGGCGAUGAUGCAAGACCGGAAGAGGAAGUUUGACGACUAUGAUGACAGUAUUGUUGGAAAUGAGAGUCGUAGUAAUUCUGAGCACAGUGAGCAGCCUAAAGACAAGCGGCUGAGAACGACCAUCUUGCCGGAGCAGCUGGACUACCUUUACCAGAAGUACCAGAUCGAGUCGAAUCCCUCGAGGAAGAUGCUAGAGACGAUAGCUCGUGAGGUGAAUCUUAAGAAACGCGUUGUUCAAGUGUGGUUUCAAAAUACUCGAGCUAGAGAACGCAAGGGACAGUUUCGCGCUCAUAGCCAGGUCAUCAACAAAAGGUGUCCCUUUUGUCCCGCACUUUUCAAAGUAAAGUCCGCACUUGAGUCCCAUCUUAGCAGUAAACACGCUGAUCAAGUCGCGAGGGGUGAAGUUAAUAUUGACAACAUUCCCGAUGAAGAACUGUCGAUGGACUCGGCUCCUUCGAAUCCGAGCACGCCCAGCUUGAUGCCGCCGCUGUUCUCGGCGUUCAACAACGAGCUGGACACCUCAAUUAUCAAGAGGCUCUAUGAGGAGUCCAUGAAGAGCUACAUGAGCGAGCUCACCGCUCACACCUCCAACGGCCGCCCUGAAACUGCAGUUACUCAGGGAAUGAGCAACAGCAAUGCCAAUACUGCCACCGGAGAGUCUCCUUUGGACUUGAGCAAGCCCGUAGACCUCAGCCGGUCCAUGAAAUUCAGUCUCACCGGGCUGAGUAGUCUUCUGGAAGAGCAGCAGAGUGGUGUUCCUUCGCACUUUCGCGGUGGGAGCGACUGCGGGCCGCUUACGGACUUGUCCGAGCGCAGCAUUUGUGACGACGACAGCAUGAGCGAAACUACCGAAUUCCUGGAUGACGAAAGCGGGCCUCCCAGCCCGGCGUCCAGCACUCAAAGCUCGAGACACGGCAACGCUACGACACCUAGCGGAAUUACCACUCCCACUGGUUUACCCGGGAGUGGGGGCAAUGCCAGCGGAGGAAACGGAACCGGAAGCAACUCUAACGCCGGCGGGCAAUCUGGGGGAAAGCGGUACCGGACUCAAAUGUCCGCGACUCAAGUUAAAGUUAUGAAGUCUCUGUUUUCGGACUACAAAACUCCGACGAUGGCCGAGUGCGAGAUGCUGGGACGCGAGAUCGGGCUUCCAAAGCGUGUGGUCCAGGUAUGGUUCCAGAACGCACGCGCAAAGGAGAAGAAAGCUCGCCUCGCGGCAGGCCUCCCGGCAGAGGGAUCCACCGUCCAGCCGCACCGCGGCCCGACUGGCCCUGACGAGUGCAGACUAUGUUCCGUCAGGUACUCACCCAAGUCACCACUGCAAGAGCACGUUUUUUCUAAGCGACACAUCGAAGCCGUGAGGCUCGCUGUUGAAGAUGGCUCUCUGGUCCCGCCCACACCCGGCGCUCCGAUCUCUCUUGGAAACGUCGCAACCUCCGCACAACACACCGCCGGACAGAAUCAGCAGACCAGCGAGGAGAACAUGAUGUACGGAGCCCUUUUUCUCCAUCCUACGGCGAUGUUUCAGGGGCAGCAACACCAGGCCACUACUACCGGGGCCAACACCGCUACCACCACCCCCGGUGAGUGUCUGGCUGACCUCUUAGACUCGUAAACAAUUUAAUAUUUAUAUCACAUGCAUAUAUAUUCAUUCGAUUAUUAAUAUUAUUAAUGAGUAAAAAAAAUAGGUAGUUUAUUAUUAUUGAGUAAUUAAUAUUUUUAAGAUGAUAAUUAUAAUUAUAAUUGUCGCAGUUAUCGCGUGCACGCCCAAUGCUUUUUAUCCAGCAUUUUUAUUUUUAAUUUAAAAAUUUUUUGACGCGAUUUUUUGGUUAACAAAAGUGUGCGCGCGGUUACUUGCAUCUGCAUUAAUUAUGCACGUAUAAAUAUAUAUGAAUCGUUAUUAUUCAUUGUCUGAUUAUUAUUAUUAUUUUGAAAAAAUGUAUACUAAUUACUACAUUUAUUUAUUGGACCCGUGUGAUAAUCUAGUGGGUCCAAUUUUUUUUUUGGUUAAUAAUUAGACUCAGCUCAUUUAUUAUAAUAAUUAUUAUUAUAUACUACAACUAUAGAUAAAUAAUGUAUGACGAGUGAUUUAAUUAUACGAGUGCUUAAGAGCAAUAAUUAUAAAAAUUAUUUUAAAUAUAUAUAUAUAUAUAGAUAUAUAUGAUUAAAAAAAAAUUUUUUUUUUCUGGAGUAAUUAUAAUAAGUUUAAUUACAUUAAUAUAAAUAAUUUGAGAGAGUUUAUAAUAAUUUAUAAACUCUGAUGGUCGCUGCCGAUUUUAGAGCUUAGAUAAUUACGCAAGUUUAUUAAAUAUCGCCUGUACAGUAAAGACUUUUAAGUAGGACUAGAUAAUUAUGAAUUCAUUGAUUAAUUAUUAAUUAAUUAUUAAUUAGCGACUUUUUAUUAACGCGGCUUUAGGCGACCGUGAAACUUUUUUUUUUAAAUAAAUUUAUAAACAAAUAUAUAAAUAUAAAUAUAUAUAUGAACAUUAAUAUGAGUAUGAUUAUUAUUAUUAUUAUUAUUAUUAUUAUUAUAUAGUAUAGCGAAUAAAUAAAUAUAAAGAACUGGAGAACGGACUAGAUUGCCUUUGUUUAAUUUUAUUAUUAUUAAUUUUUAAUUUUUUAUUUUUAAGUAGCAAAAAUAUUUUUUUUUUUUCAUCUCAUCACUGUCACAAUAACUCAAGCCAUUCCAAUGACUGUGUCAUCUCUGCUGGUUUUUGUAGAGACCCUUUACACACAUGGAAUAAACGAGACACUGUAAAUACCUCGUAACCUUCUCAUUUUUAUUUUUUAUUAUUUUAUUUUAUUAAACUUAGUCAGUUCUUUAUCUUAGAUUCCUCCUCUUUCUCUCUCUCGGCGUUUAUUUUUAUGUAUCAGGGUUACUUGAGAGCCGGGCCCAUCGUCGCAUUCGAUUGGGCCGAUAAAAUCCCCACAUAAGACACAGCACACAUGAACACACCCCCCAGUGUGCGCCAGUAUGUGUGAAUCGACUCCAGUCCGCCCACGGGGGUACGCGACCCUCGGUAUUUAAAUCCGCGAUCCAAAAGAGAGAGAGAGAGCUCACUAUAAAUAUGCGCACGCGUCUUUCUAUUUAGUACUACCAUUCUACAAUCUUAAAUCUAAAAUCUACAAUCAACAAUCGACAAUCUGUAUUUUACAUUACUGCAUUACAUUUUAAUAAAAUAAUAAUAACAAACUUAUUGAUUAAUAAAUAAUACAAUAAACAUUAUUUUUCCGCCAUUACAAUUUAUUAGCACUCACAAUAGACUUUUUAAUCAUCAUCAUUAUUCAUUAUUUUAUUAGUUACAUCUCUUGUGAUUAUUAUUAAUUCAAGUGCCUCAUAUUUUAUUAUUUUAUUAUUAUCAGUCGACGUAUAUUCAAUUUUUUAAUGUAAAAAAUUUUUUUUUUUAUUUUUAAAUCGUAAAUACAGAGAAAUAACAAGAUAAUACUGGAUAUAAUCCCAGAUUAUACUCAGUGAUACCUGGAUUAUACUCAUUGUAAUUUGGAUUAUACUAGCUACUAUCUGAAAUUUU